AUGAAACACCAUCACUCCAAACAAACUCACGGUCACCUACAUCAUCGUCAAAAGAAGUUCCAUCAGUCGGAUGAGGACAACCAAGACACCCAUUCAACGGCGGAGGACAGCUUGCUCAGUGAUCACGUCUCGCAUCGUUACCAUCGCAAGAAUCGUGGCCAGGUUUCUCUAUCUGAAACCUCUUUCACUUCAUCAUACGGUUCUUCAUCCACUUUCUCCUCUUCAUCAACAACUGCCUCUUCAUCUUCUUCAUCAUCCACAUCAGCAUCUUCCUCGAGUCUGUCGUCGGAGAAUAGCAGUGAAGGUUCCGAGGAAUUUCUUCUUAGGAGGCCCCAGCAUUCACAGUCUUGUAAUAACAUUUCUGAAAAGCACAAGUACAUCGAAGAAGAAGAAGACACCGCACCUUUGAUUGGAACCAGUGGUCACCCAGGCAAGCAGAAACAGGCAAAAGGCAAGUCUUCUCAUAAUGGCUCCAAGCAAGGCACCCGGAAGAAGACGCGUGACACAGCAAGUUUCCGCAAAUCUAAAUCUAUGGAGGCCCUCACGUUCCCCUCCGAAAACGAGGGGAACGAAGAAGAACAAGAAAGGAGAAAAAAUGAAAUCAGAAAGAAUUUAAUGAAGGAGAAAAUGAAAUUCUCUGCCUUUCUCAAUGAGAUCACUCGACAAGUUCUCAGCCCCAUGAGACUCACCACCCUGGGCGUUACAGAUGCUCAGAAACCGAGCGGCACCGAGUCGGCUUCCAGCAAGUCCGAGGACAAGAGGCGACACCAGAGGAGUCGACCUGUUAGCGCCGACUCGGUUACCUCCAGCCAAUAUUCUCAUUCUCAGCUUUCAAAGUCAAACUCAUCCCACCAUCAUCGUAGGCAUGACUCUCCGGACUCACCCAAAAGCUGCGCUGACAUAAGUUAUUCGGAAAGACAUCCAUCAUGGUCCCAAACAUCUCAACAUUGCUCACGGUCACCCAGUUGGAAACAGAACCGCCGUCGGAACCAAGGAGAUAUUCAACGGUGUCAUCAUAGCCCGAGUUAUCACAGAUACGCCCGUGACAAAAGUCCUCAUCGUCAUCGUAGAUGUUACAGUCCCGUCUCAUAUUCCAGUUAUGACGAUUGCGACAGUUCCAGCUAUCAUCACGACAAACGUUCUCCUCACAAUCACUACGAAGACGACCAUGACGGAGGACGCUACGGCACUUUAACUCAUUCCCGUCAUCAUGACCCGGCUAAUCCUCAGCAGAGUGAAGAUCAUCUCCAUCAUCGCCGUGGAUACUUUCCUCGCCGCGGAGGUCGUCACUCUCCAACGUAUCAUCACGAAGAGCACCACAAACAUCAUCAGCAAAUUCGCAAUAGCUCAUCACAGCACCACAAAGACCGUCCAAUUAAAGGUCAUCACCAUAGUAACCAUUUAAAUACAAAACGGCCAACGACGCCGCGUCAUGGAAACCAAGCCCAAAACGAUAAACCGAAACAUCACCCUGGAGAACCCCGUGACCUCGCUCACCAUCACGGUUUAAAAGACCAACAUCAUCCUAAUCGUCAACAUGGAGAUCAGAUCCUGCAACAAAACCAUAGUGUCCAUGGACAUGGACGGCCCCACCAGAGAUCCAAAUCUAGUGAAUUUGGAGACCGUCAUAAGCCAAGUCAUCAUCACCAUGGCGAUGACCACAAGGCGGUACAGCAACCUGACAGCCAGAAUUCCCAUCAAGAGCACCGCUAUGGAGCUCAUCACAUUCCAAAACGUCCCCAUUAUCAUGGAGACAGCCCAAGCCAUGAAGAUCGCCACAACAGUUCUCACCAUGGCAACCACAACAGUGGAAUCCUUGAAAACCACCUUGGGGAUUCAAGUCAUCCGGAGCCACAUCUGCACAAACAUGAGCCGCAACAUGAGGAGACGCACCGUCACAUAAAAGGGGAGUCUGCCGUCAGGUUGCCUCCACACCAGAUGGGAGUUCUUUCCUGCAAACUGGAUCCAACCAGGAAGAUGAACACCACCUCCGGUCGAGACGAGGAACAAACCGACUUCACCGUCCCAUCGAUACCGCAAGAACCAACUCGUGAAAUGGACAAAAUUACGCUCCCAAAAGGAGAGAACAAAGGUCAAAGUUUAUUGACGUCAGCAGUCAAGAUGGAGUGUUUUGGAGAUUUUUUAAACAGCCAUAAGAUUUUGGAAGAAGAGCUCCAGAGGACGCGUAUGGAAUUGAGCAACCUCACAGAGAGUUUUAAAAUACUCCAUGAAAAUUGUUCAUCCACACAACAAACAAAUAGCCUACUGGAGCAAAAAUUGAACUCUGUGACGAAAAGCAUGGAAGGAGAGCGUCAGAGGUUGAGCCAACGUAUUUCAGCAUUGACGGAACAGCUGACCUCAGCCAAGUAUACCAACAAUGUGGAAACAUUUAAUGUCAAUUCCGUGCUGAGCGAAGCCAACGACCAUUUUUUUGCAGAUGAUACCAUCAGUCAACUUAUGCUCCCUCUGGCACCUCCUCCAGCCCAGUUCAUGGACAGCCAAAACUACGAGAAGGUCAAAGCUGCAGGGCAGGAACAAUGUCUGGGGUCGGUUCCAGAGGAGGAGGAGUCGGACUGGUCAGAAAUGGGGGAAGAGAUCCCGAGAUUUCUCCUAACAAACAGAAAUCAAGCAUGGCCGCCCAGGGAAGCAGACGUGGACAAAGACAGCGAGUCAGAGGAAAUUCUCUGUCUUCACUCUCCUCGACCUCUGCAGGUACCUCAUCUCAAAUUCACCAUCCACAAUGAGAUUUUACCUGCCCCACCAGGCAAUGCUUGCCUCUCAGCUAUAACAGAUGAGAGCGCAUUUCGGAUGGCCGCCAGCCAGAACCUUGGCUCGACCAUAUUGAUCAGGUCAACUAGCCUAGAGCAAAUCCCGCUUGCGUGCCAUCAAAUGCCAAAGGAACUGAGAGGCACGGAAGCCAUGAUGGACCUCCACCACCCUGGGGAUGAAGCUAUUGAUGAUUUAGACAAUGAGAUCAUCCAUCAUUGGAGAAGAAACAAUGACAGGGAUGGAAGGGCAUUGGAAGCUGAUAGCGCUCCCUGCAGUCUGCAGUCUGUUGAGCAGAUGCUCAACCAGUUCAUGCGCAAAGAACCUCAGUCCAGUGAAGGGAUAUGUCAGAGAAGGUCAGACAUGCAUGGAUGGACAGGCGGGAUUGCAGAGGAGGUUUUAGGAGGGGAGCAAACACAGCUGUGAUAAAAGAAACAAAAAUAUUGUUUGCUGAAUUCAGUAUAUAUAACUUAUUUUGCUAUUUCCCCCCCCCCCCCUUCCUGUUUUAUUCAGCAGAUUUGAAUGAUCUUUUUAGAAAAAUCCAGCCAUUACCUUUGAAUGUGAAGAAAUAUCCUAAAAUACCCUCAAGGACUCCUGGUUGUAAAUACUUCAAAAAAGUAGUCAAAGAUUUGGAAGUGGAAUUUGAAAGAAUUUUGUAGAUAUGCUAUUCUGUAUAAAUGCAAUUUGAACAAACAAUGUUUUUCCUGUGUAAAUAUAUUUUCUCUGUAAAAAAAAAAAGUACUUAUAAGGAAAAUUAUUCACAUCUGCUCUGACCACAUAA
This is a messenger RNA of Syngnathus typhle (broad-nosed pipefish), 3547 nucleotides long. Its product is annotated as protein split ends. Bases 1 to 3192 code for a protein of 1063 amino acids. The transcript has 7 exons. NCBI's taxonomy places the organism in Eukaryota, Metazoa, Chordata, Actinopteri, Syngnathiformes, Syngnathidae. The record is from RefSeq and is a predicted model, not a curated record.